AUGAAGCAAAAGAGAAGGAAUGGUCUUGAUUCUGGAGAUGAUGCUGAGACGGGUCCAAAGGAACGCGGGAGACUUCAGGAGAGCAUCCGUCAGUGGAAUUUAAACCAACUCAGUCUGUUUGAGAUCACCGAACCUGAUGAGCACUCUAUUUUUCAUGGAGUUAUUCGUUUCCACCUUCAAGACCAUGUUUCAGGGAACUGUGCCACCAAAUGCAUUUGUAUCUCAAGCACUUCUACCACAAAAGAGGUCAUUGAAACCCUGCUGGAGAAAUUUCAACUUGACGAAGCCUCGCAUCCACUUCCAUAUUGCUUGUAUGAGGCCUUUGGAAAUGAAGAGGGAAGACAACUGCAUCUUUCAGAAAAGCCCUUGGUAGUUCAACUCAACUGGGCCAAAGACAACACAGAUGGGCGAUUUGUCUUGAGGAAUGGCACUUAUGUAACUUUGCAGGUUUGUGUCACUAAUGGCUGUUUGGAAACUAUGGAAAAAGUUGGCUUAAUUGAGAAUUUCAAAAGGACUUUAUCAAGGAAGGAGAAGACAAAAGAGAAACAGAAGAGAAAAGAACUUUCUAACAGUCUCACAUUGGAGAAAGAUGAAUAUGAGGAUGCUUUCUUGCUUGCUGUGGUCAAUGACAUCAACAGCUCCACAAUCCACUUCAAGCUCUCGCCUGCAUAUGUGUUUUAUCUGGUUGGCCGAUUUAUAACCAGCCAGUCAGAACAGAGGAAUAAAACCCCCCAACAGGCUGAACAGAACAUCUGCAGGGUAUUUGACAAAAUUGUGCGCUUGAUACAGGAUGUCAUUCAGAAACAGAGGAACAUCGCAGUGGCUCUUGCCUUCUGGAUGGCCAACACAUCUGAGCUCCUCAACUUCAUCAGGCAGGAUCAGGCUCUGUCGCCCAUCACACUGCAGACUCAAAACACUCUCGCUCAUCUUGUGCAACAGGCAUUCAGGUACUUGUCACAUCGACUUCGGGUUGAUCUUGAAAACUACUUACCUGGAUUCUUUACUGAUGUAAAGGAGACAGCUCAGGCAAAAGAAAUAGAGGGUGUAUUGAACGCUCUCAUAAAGACCAUGAAUUUGCUCCGGAGAUGUCGGGUCAACCCUGCUCUCAGCAUCCAGCUGUUUUCUCAGCAAUUACACUUCAUGGGCGCCUGGCUCCUGAACAGGCUCACAGGGGCCGGGCCGGGAUCUACACUGUGCUCACACUACUGGGGCAAAACUCUACGUCAGCGUCUGAGGCACGUAGAAGCCUGGGCAGAGAGACAGGGACUGGAGCUGGCAGUUGACUGCCAUCUCAGCCGCGUAAUCCAGGCAACAAUAGUUCUGACCAUGACCCCUUAUUCUACACGAGAUGCUCAGACAAUUCAGUCCACAUGCUACAAGUUGAACUCUCUGCAGUUAAGGGCAUUGAUGAGCAAAUAUCACUACGCCCCAAAUCAACCCCACUUUCCACCAGGUUUGAUGGAGCACGUGGUGGCCUUGGCGGAGGCCACGACAGACGUCCUGAGGGGAGAGGGUGGAGACAUCCGACUGGAAGAGGAACUAGAUCUUCACCUGCCAUUCCUGUUGCCUGAGGACGGUUAUUCAAGUGAUUCCAUGCAUGGCAUUCCGCAAGGAUUUCAAGAGUUUUUAGAGCCCAUCUGUCGUACAGGUCUUUGUAAAUUAAUUCCUCAUACUAACUGCGUUGGCACUUGGACCGUCUUCUUUGGUACGUCAGAAUGUCCCACAGAGAGGUCAGCUUCAUGGAAACCGGUGAAAAUAAUUCUGAAGAAACCUCUGCAUGCUGGAAUGGGAGUGAGCAUUGUGGCAGCCAAGGGCGCUGGGCAGGAGAAACUUGGCAUUUUUAUAAAAUCUAUCGUCCAUGGAGGAGCAGCAAAUGUGGAUGGAAGACUGAAUCCAUGCGAUCAGUUACUCAGUGUGGAUGGACAGAGUCUUGUGGGGGUGUCAUAGGAAAGGGCUGCAGAGAUAAUGAUGCAAACUAGAUCAGUUGUAACGCUGGAAAUUGUUAAGUCAGCAGCGGUGUAUUAUGGUCUUGAGGAAAUGUUUGCCCAGCCAUCCCAAACAACAUCUAAAGACUAUGAUAACAGUGACCAGGUCACACGGACGUCCAGUGUUUCUGAUGUCCCUUCAGUGUCUGAUCCAUCAAGACCAUCAAAGACAUGGAGAUAUCAGCACACACUCAACAGACCAAACAAGAAACAAAACCAGAAACUGAUCAAAAAGAAACUGGAAUACUGUUCAAACCCCAACCUGGCAUGUGUUUUCCCCUUGGCUUCACUACCUGCUUACUUCUCCAUCUUCCCCAGGGGGAACCCAGAAAUACCUCUUCAGAUGUUGAAACAGGCACGUUCUCAAGACAAUCUUUGGAGUGAAGAUCAAGGACGCCCCUUAUUGGACAGACCAAAGUACUUGAAGAUGCAGCACGACCUGAGCAAAUGGAAAAGCCUUGGAUCCAUAUGUCCAAUGAAUUCCAACUACUCCAGCACACCAAUGGGACACUGGAACGGAUUUUGGAAGGUCCCCACAGCCGCCCCGUCGCAGCCGAAACGAGUGGAUGUCCCCUACUCACCACAAGCCAACACUCUUUCAUUCAGUACAUUCCGCCAGCCGGUACUGGAGAAAACAAUAGUCAUCCUGCAACCAACUCAAAACACAUCACAGAAUUACCCAAAAAACAGAAGCCCAUCUCAGCACCUAGGUGCUGACCCUGACCAGAACGGGCAUAAAAGGGUUGACAACACUAGCAAACUCCCCACUGGAGAUCCGUGGAAUCGGGAUGCUCAAGAGAAGCUGGAAAACCAGCAAAGGACAGACCAACUCAAACAAGUAGUUCAGCUGUUACAGGCCAAAGUGCAGCGCACCCUGGAGGAGAGUGACCAUCUGCGGAGGCUUUCUCUAGAACUACAGUUCCAGAAGAGACUAGAAGAGUUUCAGAUGGAUGAGAAUGAGGAAGAUGAGAGGACAGAAUGGAUGAGGCUUAAGGCAGGAAGCAAUAAAGAGUCUAACAAUAGCGAGAGUGGACUGCUGUGCAAGAAUGAAUCACCAGCUGUCCAGCAAUCGGAAGAUGGAGUUACUCAGGAAUCUACAGGAUGUGACAACAACGUCACACCUGAGAAGAUCUCUUCUGGCGAAUUGGAUCACAAAAGCUUCAAGACUCUGAGAUCUCCAGAGAAUCUGAGUUUUAAGGAGCGCCAGCAACUGUUUUCCUUGGCAAAAAUCACUUCAAGCAAAGUCAAAGUGUCCUGA
Molecule: messenger RNA, 3243 nt
Organism: Xyrauchen texanus (razorback sucker)
Lineage: Eukaryota; Metazoa; Chordata; Actinopteri; Cypriniformes; Catostomidae
Product: afadin
Exons: 22
Biological process (GO): regulation of protein localization; signal transduction
Cellular component (GO): adherens junction
Molecular function (GO): cell adhesion molecule binding
Source: RefSeq, a predicted model, not a curated record